Molecule: messenger RNA, 1172 nt
Organism: Culicoides brevitarsis
Lineage: Eukaryota; Metazoa; Arthropoda; Insecta; Diptera; Ceratopogonidae
Product: zinc finger protein 600-like
Exons: 2
Coding region: 2-1015 (337 amino acids)
Biological process (GO): regulation of transcription by RNA polymerase II
Cellular component (GO): nucleus
Molecular function (GO): zinc ion binding
Source: RefSeq, a predicted model, not a curated record
AAUGGAUCAAACCAACAUCCAGUUCUGCGAAAUGAAAGAAGAAAAUUUGUUUCAAUGUCGUGUGUGCCUCAAAAAUGUAGAUUCUCCGAAAAUUCUGUCGCUAACAGACAAAAAGAAGUUCUUCCAGAUCACGGGAGUUGAGUUGGAUGAGUUUACGGUAGACUAUUUGUGCAAAAAAUGUUCGCGACAGUUGAUGAUCUCGUAUGAAUUUCGCACGAGAGCGAUCAAAAGUGAUGAAUUACUGCAAAAACAGGUUCCUGAAACGAAAAUUGAUGACUUUGAAGAGCUGCCGGAGGUUAAAAUCGCCCUUUUUGAAGCAGCUGAAGUGCAUGAAGAACCUGAAAAAGAGAAAAAAGUUGAAAAAUUAUUCAUUUGUGAUAUUUGUGACGAACGUUUCGAGCGAUUUCGUCAAAUUUCGGACCACAUAAGGGCACAUCGCAGAGACCUCGGGCGUUAUUGUCGCUUUUGUGAUAAAGUAUUUGAGACGAGAUCCAUUUGUUCAGCUCACGAGAGGAACCAUAUGCUGCGACAAUCCACAAUUCGACCUUGUGUUUGUGAACAUUGCGGCAAAAAUUACACAAAUUUGCGACAAUUGAAGAUGCAUUCACGCACUCAUAACGAAUCCUAUAAAUGUACGAUGGAAGGAUGCACAGAUGCUUUUACGCAAAAACGCGCCUAUUACAGUCAUUUUGCGAAAAAACAUGGAAUUGCGAGGCCCUGUGUGUGCGACGACUGCGGAAAUACUUUUUCCAAUCAUUUGACGCUCAGAAAUCAUCGAAGGCUCUUCCAUGACGAGGGAGUUAAAGUCUUCUGUCCCGAAUGCCCGAACAAAUUUUUGAAUCAAGGGCAGUUGGAUAAUCAUAUUGCUGUUAAACAUCGAGGAGAACGAAAACAUUCGUGCGAAAUUUGUUCUCGAAGUUAUGGAAGGUCGACGCAUCUUAAACGACAUUAUCAUGAUAGUCAUUACGAUCAUUAUUUGGAAUUAGUUAAGACGAAACCGAGAUGGAAAAUAUAAAAUACUCAUCGAAUUUUUGAAAAUUUUGAGUUUUUCAGUCUUUUUGUGAUAGUUUUUGAUAAAGUUGGAAGAAAAUAUUGAUUAUUCGUCAGAAAUUUUAUCUAAAAAUAAAAAAUUAUUGAUUAAAGUUAGUAUUGAAGAAGGCAAAAAGCUUACC